CGCUUCUCGGGGGUGGGGCUGCUGCAGAGCAUCUCAGCGAACCUAGCAGGAACUGGAGCCACUCUUUGUUCUAGUUGCUGCCUCCUAAACCCUCCCGCGCCUGGGUCCAACUUCCUAGCCUUUCCCGCUCUCUCCUCCCGCCUGUCCCCGACAGCUGGGCCCUGUGUCCCCCACCCCAACCUCUUCGUCCCAGGUCCUGCGCUCACCCUUUCCCCCAAACUUCUGUUCGGAGCCCUUGCCUGGUCCCCUUCUCUCCACCCUCCCUCCUGCAUCAUCUUCCCCCCGGCUCCGCUCUCGCGUCCUCCUUUUUCCAAGCUCUGGGUCGCUCCGCCCGGCCCCGCCCCUCCAGGCAGGGGAUGUCCCCCGCAGCCCCGCGCCCAUGGUCCUGACGCUGCUGCUCUCCGCCUACAAGCUCUGCCGUUUCUUCGCCAUGUCUGGCCCACGGCCGGAUGCCGAGCGGCUAGCGGUGCCGGGGCCGGACGGGGGUGGCCGUGCGAGCCAAUGGUGGGUGGCGGGCGGCCGCAGGCCCCGCGAGUUAUCGCCGGGGGCAAGCACCGAGGUGCAGGGCGCCCUGGAGCGCGCACUGCCCGAGCUGCAGCAGGCGCUGUCGGCGCUGAAGCAGGCAGGCAGCAUGCGGGCCUUGGGAGCCGGCCUAACCGAAGUUUUCCAGCUUGUCGAGGAGGCCUGGCUGCUACCAGCCAUGGGCCGCGAGGUAGCCCAAGGCCUGUGCGACGCUAUCCGCCUGGACGGUGGCCUGGACCUGCUGCUACGCCUGCUUCAGGCGCCAGAGCUGGAGACGCGCGUGCAGGCUGCCCGCCUGCUGGAGCAGAUCCUGGUGGCCGAGAACCGGGACCGCGUGGCGCGCAUCGGACUGGGCGUGAUCCUGAACCUGGCAAAGGAGCGUGAGCCGGUGGAGCUGGCGCGCAGCGUGGCCGGCAUCUUGGAGCACAUGUUCAAGCACUCGGAGGAGACGUGCCAGAAGCUGGUGGCAGCCGGCGGCCUGGACGCGGUGCUGUACUGGUGCCGCCGCACGGACCAGGCGCUGCUGCGCCACUGCGCGCUGGCGCUGGCCAACUGCGCGCUGCACGGGGGCCAGGCGGCGCAGCGGCGCAUGGUGGAGAAGCGUGCCGCCGAGUGGCUCUUCCCGCUCGCCUUCUCCAAGGAGGACGAGCUGCUGCGCCUGCAUGCCUGCCUGGCCGUGGCCGUGCUGGCCACCAACAAGGAGGUGGAGCGCGAGGUGGAGCGCUCCGGCACGCUGGACCUCGUGGAGCCGCUCGUGGCCUCGCUGGACCCCGGGCGCUUUGCCCGCUGCAUGGUGGACGCCAGUGACACCAGCCAGGGUCGCGCCCCCGACGACCUGCAGCGUCUGGUGCCGCUGCUCGACUCUUCGCGCUUGGAGGCACAGUGCAUCGGGGCUUUCUAUCUCUGUGCGGAGGCAGCCAUCAAGAGUCUGCAGGGCAAGACCAAGGUAUUCAGCGACAUAGGUGCCAUCCAGAGCCUGAAACGCCUCGUCUCCUACUCCACUAACGGCACCACGUCGGCGCUGGCCAAGCGCGCACUGCGCCUGCUGGGCGAGGAGGUGCCGCGGCGCAUCCUGCCCAGCGUUCCCAGCUGGAAGGAAGCCGAGGUCCAGACCUGGCUGCAGCAGAUCGGCUUCUCCCAGUACUGCGAGAAUUUCCGGGAGCAGCAGGUAGAUGGAGACCUGCUUCUGCGGCUCACCGACGAGGAACUCCAGACCGACCUGGGCAUGAAGUCGGGCAUCACCCGCAAGAGGUUCCUCCGGGAGCUCACGGAGCUCAAGACCUUCGCCAACUACGCUACGUGCGAUCGCAGCAACCUGGCUGACUGGCUGGGCAGCCUGGACCCGCGCUUCCGCCAGUACACCUACGGCCUGGUCAGCUGCGGCCUGGACCGCUCGCUGUUGCACCGCGUGUCCGAGCAGCAGCUCCUGGAGGACUGUGGCGUCCACCUGGGCGUGCACCGCGCCCGCAUCCUCACGGCCGCCAGAGAAAUGCUACAUUCCCCGCUGCCCUGCACCGGCGGGAAGCCCAGCGGGGAUGCUCCGGAUGUCUUCAUCAGCUACCGGCGGAACACGGGCUCCCAGCUGGCCAGCCUCCUGAAGGUUCACCUGCAGUUGCAUGGCCUCAGUGUCUUCAUCGAUGUGGAGAAGCUAGAAGCAGGCAAGUUCGAGGACAAGCUCAUCCAGAGUAUCAUGGGCGCCCGCAACUUUGUGCUGGUUUUGUCGGCUGGGGCGCUAGACAAGUGCAUGCAAGACCACGACUGCAAGGACUGGGUGCACAAGGAGAUCGUGACUGCUUUGAGCUGCGGCAAGAACAUCGUGCCUGUCAUUGACGGCUUCGAGUGGCCAGAGCCCCAGGCCCUGCCGGAGGACAUGCAGGCUGUGCUCACCUUCAAUGGCAUCAAGUGGUCCCACGAGUACCAGGAGGCCACCAUUGAGAAGAUCAUCCGCUUCCUGCAGGGCCGCUCCUCCCGGGACUCGUCUGCUGGCUCCGACACCAGUUUGGAGGGCACUGCACCCCCGGGGCCCCAUCUAACCAGCCCCUAGCUCCCAUUUCCAUCAUGACUCCCAUUUCCACCAUCCCCCCCACCCCAGUGGAACAGCCCCUCCGACUGGCCUCCCUGGGCUGAGACAGCCUGGGCUCUUCUCAGGAAAUGGCUCUCUAGCUCCCCUGCCCUCAUGGUUCACCUCAAACCCAGCGUCCUCAGUAUCUGCAAAGGGAAGGGAAGCCAGGCGUUGGGGGUGCUAAGACUUCCCCCAGGCCCUUGCCCUCAGUUCCUGUCUUGAGUGUGGAAGGGUCACUGUUCCGCUGAGGAGGUUCUGGAGGAGGAGGGUUUGCUGUGUGUUAACAGUUUCUGCCCUGCCAACAGCCAGCUUGAGUACAGUGAAGAGCAACCUUACCUGGUAUCACCUCCGUCUGACAGAGAAGGAACUGAAUGAUGCGCCCAGUGUCCCAAGUCUCCAGAGACAGCCCCAGGACGCAGACCGGGCCUCCUGGCGCCCUAUCCACGACCGGGGGCACUGCUCUCUUAAGAAUUAUUCAGGAGGCUGCACCCCGGGCAGGGCUGCAGCUCUAUAGAACGGCCGGCUUCCCUCUUGCCCCCAGUACUCUAGCCACAGGGGACAGGCUUUCACAACAGACGGCUGACCCAGAGGCUAUAAAGAAAUAACCAAGCAGAAGUGUCCCUCGGCCCCUUUGUCCACCAGGGGUGGAGAGCAUCUCCUGCCAAUAAAUGCAGGCUCCAGCUAAUAGGCUCGGCGGGCACCGGCCUGGCGCCUCCCCUCCCAGGGGCAGUGGGUUCACACCUGGCUCAGCUCCCAGAGCUGCCUCCCACAGAUGCAAGCCAGGCCCCUCCAGGCUUGGGACUCCUUCCUUCCACCCCCCUCCCUGCCAGAUACACUAGCCGGUCCUCUGAGUGCCCUUGACCCUUUCUCCUUCAUGCUUCAUGAACACCCACCAGUGAUAGGCAGGUCCUGGACUGGACAGUACCGAGGCAGACCAGAUGCUGCCCCCAAGAGCAGAGGCAGUAAGAAUAUAAUGUGAUGAGUCUCCUCCAGAGGCCUUGUCUUCUUGUUCCCCAUCAGUCCCACUCCCUCCAGAGGCCCCUCACGGGCAGUACUCGGGAGGUUGCCCAGCACACCCUCCACUGCUGCCUGCCUCCUCUCUCUCUCUCUCUCUCUCUCUGGGGAAUCACAGCCCAGCCUCCAGGCCCUGCUGGAGCAGCUGAAAUAAAAAUCCUCGCUCUGCCAGGCCAGUGCAUUCAGGAGCCUGCCUCCCUCACCAUAACAAACCACUGCCCCAAUCGCAGCCGGGGCGGGCACCAUGGCCCUCACCGUCCACCUAGGCCUGGCCUCACAGAGCCUCUCCUGAGACAGAGGGCUGAGAAACAGCCUUCCCCCACCCCCAGCCUGCUCUGACAUUGCUUUGAAGGAUCAGAGAGUUUUCUGCUUGGAUGGGCUGUAACUGCUGCCCCCACUAUGGGGCUGAGUCAGCCUCACCCCACCCCACCCCUCUCCGAGACCACGACCUUGCUCAUGACCAAGAAACACUCAAAAGCCAAAAGUCCAGCUCCAACUCAUUCAGCCUUCCCUGGGCUCCACGAAUAGAGGCAUUCCAUUUUAGAAUGUGUGAGGUAGGAAGGAUCUAAGAACAAUAUUUAUUCUAGUGUUUCCUAACUCGUCAAACCAUGACCAGACAAUUGUGGGUGUCGCUGAGCUAGCCCUUCACAGAAGGCCACACCCAAGUCAGAGGCGGUACCUGGAGUAGAUCCCAGGCCUGAGGUCAAUCCAGAGCCUUUUUGCCGACAUCGGCGCUGCUGGGCCAGGAGAGGGGCCUCUCCUCACCUGAUCUCACGACAGGGGAUAGAGACACCGGACUCUGAUAACAGGCCACAGCUGACCUUGGUUUGCUUUGGGCCACCCCCAUUUUACCUGCAUGAUUUCACAUGAGAGAGAAUGAGGGCAGAAAUACCGGCAGGGGGAUGCCCUGUGGCUAGUUCUGUUUUGAAGAGUCAGGUGUUAAUCUGAUUUGCUUGGGGGCUUAUGGGCCUCAUCAAAGCCAGCCUUAAGACCCAAUCUGAUUCUGCCUUUCAACUUCAGGCUUCCCUCACGCCCUAGAGAUGGGCCCCGCAUUCUCUGGGACUUGGGCCUCCUAUACCAUAGGGGGAGGCUGGACCUAUCUCCAGGUUCCUGUUGACCUACAGGUGCUCAAGGGAGAGUGUUGGCACAUGGCCCUGCUGAAAUGCCUAGAGAUGGGGGGUGUUAGAGAGCUGAGUGGUAACAAAAAUUGAUUCCGUUUGGGCUGGCUGUAGCCAGGAAGAUCGGGACGGGCGCCUUCAGGGAGUGGAUCUCUGACCCCAAGGAAUGAGCGGCCAGGGCUCUGCCCAGAGCUUCCCCACUGGCCUGAUGCAAGCGUGCCAGCGCUUUGCCUCCCAGAAGCUCAGAAGACAAUGGGCAGUCAGAUGAGGAGUGAGCCGGCUGUGCCCGGUGCCAAUCUCAUGGCAACUGGGGGCUCCUGUCCUUUCCAGCAGCUGCUGCUGCCUGGUCUAUGGUGGGCAAACUGGGAAAACAAGGCCCCAUAGCCUAAUGCCGUGGGGGAGCCAGAAAGUUCAUUUCAGGGCGAUUAUACUGACUUAUGAUGAUUGGCACUGCUAAGCCCAGCAGAUUAAUUGCCACCCAGGGACAGCAGCAUUCUCCCUCCAGGGGACACCAAGUCCCUCCCACAACCCUCCCUCCCCCAAAGGUACCAUAUUCAUCACUAAGGACUGAUAAAUUGAAUACUCCGAGCUGCCCAGUUUGGGUUGGAAGCAGAGGUGCCAGCCCUCAGGCUUCAGCUGGUCCCUCCGUCAGGAUCUCUCCCCUCCCCUGGAGGGUUCUUCUGUGUGAUUCAUGGCCUAAAGGGUAAACAGAUCCCUGUUCCAAAUAGGCGCACCCCACCCCCUGCCCUGAGUGGGGGACAAUUCGAGAUCUGGGAGUCCUAGGCUGGCACAGCUGUGGAUGAGGCAGGGGCCUUGGUCCAGGUUGACCAUCCUGUCCAAGGUGAACACAGCGCUUUGGGGGAAUCUGCUGCUAUGCUAAGGGCUGGGAUCCAGAUGCAGCUCCUUCCAGUUGGUCAGUGCUCAUGUUGCUCCUCUUGCCCUCUGUCCUCAGGUCUAGGCAGAUCAGGGGCUGCUCUGGGAAAACUCCUGGAAUUCAGGGCAAUGAUUAUCCCUUUCCAGUAUCCUGUGAGAGACCAAAGAGAGAGUUCAGACUUAACAUGGGGGUGGGACCCUCAACUCCUGGAGGAGUGACAUGGCCUUUAUUGGGUGGGCUGAUCCAGGUAACCACCCCCCCCCCNCCCCGCCACCACAAGCUAAGAGGUGGAAGACAAGACAGAGGGCUCGGGGGAAGAAAAGCAAGUGGGUCGGGUGGGCAUGGGGCCCAGCCACAGCUAUCCCAGGAAGCUCUCCAGGCUUCCCUUUAGCGCAUUUCUGCCACGCACGGUUGUUGCAUCUGUAAAAUGGGAACAGAGAGGGGCGAGGGGAACUGACUAGGAGAACACAGCCCUGCCAAGCAGCACUGUGAGCGUGUUCCUUCCCCUGCUGGCCUCUGCCUUGCCCCUGGAGAACCGCUCCCAGAGAAUCAGGCAGCCGUCUGCAAGGGGGGAGAGAGGCACCCACAGGGGGAGAGCUCCAGAAACGAGGAGGUCGGGAGGAGGAAGAGGAGCCCUUUAGGUAAACGGCUCCGUUCUGACCGUGAGUCACAGCCCUGUAUUACCCCAUCAGGAUGGCCGGGAUGAAGAGCAGUCCAGCUCCCAGGAGGAAGGGGAAGCCCUUCAUGAGGUUCAGGGUGGCUGGGUAGAGUGAGUUGAAGAUGCCAGAGGCCAUCAGCAUGGCCAAGCCAUUCACACAGGCCAGAGCAGAAAAGAGAGCACCUGUGAAGAAAUAAAUACCACACAGCAAUUUGAAAGACCUAAAUGCAAAUUCUGGCACUACUACCUAACAGCUGUGUGAUCUGGGGCAAGCCACUUCACCUGAGUCUGACCUUUCUCACCUAUAAACCCUACAUCAUGUGUUGUGUGUGAUAAGGCUUCAGUGAGGUCAUACAUGGAGAGCACCUGUGCUAUAAAACAAACGGCUGUUAUUAAAUCUAUUACAAGGA
This is a messenger RNA of Odocoileus virginianus texanus, 6658 nucleotides long. The record is from RefSeq and is a predicted model, not a curated record. NCBI's taxonomy places the organism in Eukaryota, Metazoa, Chordata, Mammalia, Artiodactyla, Cervidae.